AUGACUCGUGUGAAUAUGCCAUUUAAAGUUCGAAUAUCGAAAUUUCGUCAUGUCUAUGGUAGUCCAUACAGAGAAGAUUGUUGCUAUAAAAAUAUACCGAUAACGAGAAAUGCUCAUGAUGGUGGAUUUUGUGCUGUUAAUGCUAAAUUUUUAGCUGUUGUCACAGAAACAUCGGGUGGUGGAAGUUUUCUUGUUUUACAAUUAAGUGAAGUUGGACGAGUUGAUGUUGAUCAUUCUCGUGUAACCGGUCAUCGAGGACCUGUUGUUGAUCUCAAAUGGAAUCCUUUCAAUGAUAAUGAAAUUGCAUCGUGUUCAGAUGAUGGAACUGUAAAAGUUUGGUAUAUUCCUGAUGGUGGCCUACGUAGUGAUAUGUAUCAAUGGAAAGUCGAUUUACACGGACACCAGCGACGUGUAGACUACAUAGAAUGGCAUCCAACAGCUCAAAAUCUUAUUUUAAGUGCUGGAUUAGAUCAUCAAUCAAUAACAUGGAAUAAAAACGGAUCAUUAUUUGCCACAACAUGUAAAGAUAAACGAAUUCGAGUUAUCGAAGCAAGAUCUGGAAGAGUUGUAACGGAGGGUAUCGGUCAUCAAGGCCCAAAAACAUCGAAAAUUGUUUUUCUUGGUGAUAUGAAACGAUUACUAUCAACCGGUUUUGGAAAAACAUUUGAAAGACAAAUUGGUAUAUGGAAUGCGAGUGAUUUAUCGAAACCACUUCUCAUGGAAACUGUUGAUUUUAGUGCGGGUGCACUCAUACCAUUUUAUGAUCAUGAUACAAGAACAGUGUAUCUUGCUGGAAAAGGUGAUGGAAAUAUUCGUUAUUACGAAGUGAAUGAAACAGAACCAUAUCUUCAUUUUUUAUCAGAAUACAAAUCAGCAUCUCCACAAAGAUGUUUAGGUAUAAUGCCGAAAAUCGGACUUGAUGUGACAAAAAAUGAGAUAAUGAGAUUUUAUAAAUUAUUUGCAACUGGAUCUAUUUGUGAACCAAUCUCUAUGAUAGUCCCUCGAAAAGCUGAAGCAUUUCAAAUUGAUAUUUAUCCCGAUACACCAGGACCUUAUCCGGCAUUAUCAGCUGAUGAAUGGAUUAACGGAUGUGAUCGUGAACCAAUACUUGUUUCAAUGAAAGAUCGAACUGAAACAAAUAUGCCAAAAAUUACUACAUAUCGUACUAUUGAAUCUUCGACUAGUCAAACUCCUCCAUCAAUACAACGCCAUAAUCAUCUUUAUCAUUCAACUCGAACGGUACCACCACCAGUUGCUGAGAUAGCACCCACAUUAAUCAAUAAACCAGUUGCCAAAUCACUACCCCAACUUCAACAAAACGAUAAUAAUAAUAAUAAUAAUAAUAGUCAUGAUCUUGAUUUAGAAAAACAAAAUAAUAAAAUAAAUUUAGAAAAAAAUAAUCAACAACAAGAAACUUCACCAAUAUUAAAAUCAUCAACACUGGCAAAUCAUAAAGGACUGAGAAAGAUAGAAUCAUUAAAAAUGCCAUCUACUAGUACAGAAUUCAAUAAUGUCAGUAGUUUACAAACUGUGAACGAUAAAUCUAGUAUUGCUACCGUAGAAUCAGACGAAAAAAAUUUUUAUAAAAAAAGCGUAGAUGUUGUACCAAAAUCAUCAAAUGCUGCUGUUCAGCGACGAAAAUUAAGAAAUUGUACAAGUAUAUCAGCUACUCAGAUAGCUGAUACACUAUUAAAAUCAUCAUCCUGUGCGACUUUACCAUUGAAAUUGAAGUCUAAGAAAAAGGCUGGUGUUAGCAGUGAUGAUACGACGAUAAUGACUCGAGGUCGACCUAACUUAUACAAAACUCUUCAUUCAAUAAAUCCGAUAAAUCAUGCACGUUCAACACCGGAUCUUUCCGAAUAUUUUAAUCCUAUUGAAGAACUCAAAUCCUCUGAGUCAUCUUCCUCCAUUGAAAAAUUAAGUGAUCAUUAUGCAAAAACCAAUAUAGAGCCGAUCUAUAGACUACCGAAUAAACGAUCAACAACCGUUGAAAAAGAUCAAUAUUCAUCACCUCAACCAUCAUCAAUUUUAAAACGUACAGUAACACAAACUCCUAUGAGAGAACUACAACCACGACCACUGUUAGACGUAAACACGAAUAAUAAUCAAAAACUUUCGCCAAAUAAUACAUUAGAACGUUUAGCUAAAAAUACACCAACAAUAUUUUCACCAUCAGCUGCUGCCUAUUUUAAAGAAGAACAAUAUACUAAUAUUGAUCAUUCACUACCUAAACAAGAGAUAGUUGUCAAUAAACAACCUCUUAAAACGGUUGUUCCAUCCAUUGAAGAUGAAAAACAAUUUAUUACAUCUGUUUCUGUACCGAGAAGAAAUCUCCGUCCAAUUAAACUAGCACAACGUUCAUUCACCGAACCACUUGAGAUUGAUCAACAAACGUGUGAAACAACUACUCCGCCAAUACAAACUGAUCCAAUUAGCGGUGAACGUUCGUCGUGUGUGAAAGCGUUAAGAUCCAUAUUCAGUACGAAUGAUGAAAUUCCAACUAGCGAUUCUAAUUUAAAUCGAUCAUUUUCAUUUCAUCGUCAAGAAUCAGAGUUACCGGCAGUAGAUUUGAAUAAUAACAAUAGAGAAAAAUUUCUUCAUUUCAAUGAUGUAACAAAUAGUCCACAACAGCAAGGAAAUCGACGAAGUAUUGAAAUAAAAAAGAAAGUAUGGAGUGUUGAUCCAGCAACAACAACAACAACAACUAACAAUGGUAGUGAACACGUUAACGGACAUUCUACCAAUGGAAUAGACUAUCGCCAAGCGUACAUGAAACAACAAGAAGAAUUAAAAUCAAUUCGUGAAUUAUUACUACUGAAAGACAAUCGCAUACGUUUACUUGAAGAUGAAUUAAGGACAUUUAAAUCAGAUACCGAAGGAAACUAUAGAUGA
Messenger RNA from Didymodactylos carnosus, 2892 nucleotides. The record is from the annotation of a GenBank genome assembly. NCBI's taxonomy places the organism in Eukaryota, Metazoa, Rotifera, Eurotatoria, Philodinida, Philodinidae.